CACUUGGUAUAUUCCAAGUCCUGGCUUGGAUAUUCGACCAUGGAGAAGGCAGUCGAUUCGGAGAAACUAGCACGACUGCAAGGUAUUGCAGCGCGUCCCCGGUACAAUCGACUGCUUCUUGCUGUGGUGAUUAGCGUGUUGUUAUAUCUUUCCUUUUCUCACAGGCGCAAGCCUUGUAUGGACGCUGCGAUCAAAACCUCCACGCUCGCUUCUGGUAUAGCGUGGUCGUCUUGCCCGGACCUCACAGAGUUUGAUUGCGCCUACUUGAGCGUUGCUCUCGACUACAUCAAUCCCUUUGCGAAUGAGACAGUUUCGCUUGCACUGCGUCGUUUGCCAGCUACGGCGCCAAAGAGUGAGCGGUUGGGGACGCUGUUGACAAACCCUGGUGGUCCGGGUGGCUCUGGAACGAACUCGGUGGCACGAUGUGGACCGGCGAUGAAUAUCGUUUUGAAGGGAAGAUACGACAUCAUUCCUUGGGAUCCUCGUGGAGUGAACAUGACCACGCCUGCAUUAGAUUGCUUCCCCACGGACUGGGAUGAGUACAUGCAAGACCUGAAGCGAUUCCAGCUCGGGAUGCCGCACGAAAUUUGAGAAGCUGUCGCGCCCCAUAAUGGCCGUGCAAGAGAUGCUGAGCUGAACUACUUCGAACGAAUUGAUGCGUAUUCACGUUCGGUGUGGGAGAGUUGUCAGCGGAAUGGGAACGAGAAGAUGCUGGGCGCGGUUACGACGGCUUUCACGGCGCGAGACAUGAAGAGUAUCCUGGAAGCAUUGGGUGAGGAAGACAGGGGCAUGGUCUAUUGGGGAUUCAGCUACGGUACUAUGGUGGGAGUCACCUUUGCAGCAAUGUUCCCCGAGCUUGCACACCGCAUGGUCCUAGACGGAGUGAGCAAUGCCGUUUCUUUCACCACAGACAUAUACAAACAUGGCUGGAGCGACACGGAAGACACGAACAAAGUCUGGCAGGGGUUCCUCGCAGCGUGUGCCGAAGCAGGGCCAGAAGGCUGCGCUCUGGCUAAGCCAAACUCGACUGCUGAAGAGUUAGAGCUGAGGAUCAAGGCUCUGGAGCAGGAGCUUGUCGGUAGCCCGCUUCCCGUACCCUUCACGGGACUGAAUUCGGGCGUCAUCACCGCCAGCGAUAUUACUGCUGCGAUCUUCUCUAGCAUGUACAAACCGACUCUCUGGCCGAAGCUCGCCAAAGCUCUUGCAGAUGCCGAACAGGGAGACGGAGCGGCAUUGGCCGAUCUUAACGGUUUCUCUGACACAAAAUCAAUGUCGCGCCCCACUAGUAUGACGAAUAACAUGUUCAAUCGACAUCUGAGCACUCUGGGUGGUGUCGUGGCAACUGCUGGCAUCACUUGCUCCGAUACUGAUCCGGAGACGAUGCGCAGCAAGCCGGGCGCUGAGGCAUUCAUGGAUUACUCACGCGAGCUGGAGGAGAGAAGCAUAACUGGAGCACGCUGGGCACAGGCCAUAGCAGGCAAGUGCAGGUUUUGGAAUGUCACUGCCAGGGAGACAUAUCGCGGCCCCUGGACGGUAGAGGAUGGGCUCAAAAAGACUAAGCAUCGGGUGAUAUUCUUAGGAAACACUGCGGACCCGCGGUUACGCCUCUUAUUUCGGCGCGGGCGAUGUCAAAGAACUUCGGGCCCGAGUCCGCAACCCUGCUGAUCCAAGAUGGCUUCGGGCACUGUUCUCCCGCGCAUCCGUCUCUGUGCACAGCACAUAAGCUUCAAGACUACUUCUUUAAGGGCAAAUUACCGGAAUAUGGGACAAUAUGCAAGUCGGAUCCAGGACAGUUGUUCCCUGUGGAAGGGGCGAAGGAGGCCGUUUUGGUUGGGCUCAGUGAGGAAGAUAAGAAACUGAUGAAGGCCCUGCAAGACCUCGCAGAGCGCUUCUGAGGCGAUUUUCGACAUUUAUCAUUGCUUUGAAGCUAUUGUAUUCUGUGUGCUAGUAACCAAAUGUAUUGUGAUAUGGUCAUGCGCUGCGGUCAUGCAGUUACACAAUACAAAGUGUAUUGUAGUUAGUCCGUCGUAGCCAUACCCAAUAUAUCCGUUGCCG
Molecule: messenger RNA, 2055 nt
Organism: Dacryopinax primogenitus
Lineage: Eukaryota; Fungi; Basidiomycota; Dacrymycetes; Dacrymycetales; Dacrymycetaceae
Exons: 10
Coding region: 709-1665 (318 amino acids)
Source: RefSeq, a predicted model, not a curated record